Lottia gigantea (owl limpet) is the source of this 2032-nucleotide messenger RNA. RefSeq lists its product as hypothetical. The record is from RefSeq and is a predicted model, not a curated record. Lineage: Eukaryota; Metazoa; Mollusca; Gastropoda; Lottiidae. Bases 1 to 1830 code for a protein of 609 amino acids. The transcript is spliced from 13 exons. Gene Ontology annotation, molecular function: GTPase activator activity; small GTPase binding. Gene Ontology annotation, biological process: nucleocytoplasmic transport; activation of GTPase activity. Gene Ontology annotation, cellular component: nucleus; cytosol; perinuclear region of cytoplasm.
AUGCCAGAAAAUACUUCAGUCUUCAGUCGUCUUCCGACCAUAUCCACCAGAAGAACUGCUAGUGCCUCGAAAUAUUCAACAUCGUCGCGGAAUGGUUCCAGGGCUUCCUGUCACUCCUUUUCACCGAAAGGUAUCACUCCCAUCAGAGCUUCUAGGAGUGCUCUGUCCAUGACACCCAGAAGCACUCUCUUGUCCUCCAACUGCGACUCGUUUUCCAACCAAAGUGUCAGUGACUUGUCUUGUGAAGACCCCACGGAGUAUCAGCAACGACGAAAUCGUAUGAAAGAUGGAAAAUUUGGGAAGCUGUUUCAGAAUUAUUUUCCAGAAAAAGUUGAUGCCCCUCCCGAGAUUUCCGAACCCUCGGAUGAUGAACCUUAUGAAACAGAUUUGGAGGAAGAUCUCGGUACGAAUCUAAUUAAACAAGAAAAGGGUCUUCAUCGUCACGAACAUGAAUAUAAAUAUGGACAGUUCUGUGAACAAUUGAAAGUGGUACCUAAUAAUUAUUUUUUACGCCAUGGUAAAACUGAAGAGUUGAAUAUGAAAUUUAGAUAUUUAAACUAUGGUGAUGCUACUGCUAUGACUAAACUAAUAAAGACUCAAGAUCUGGUAUCUAAAUUAAACUUAUCAGAGAAUGGAAUUGGUCCUGCCGCCAUGUUGUCUAUAGGAGAACUUCUGCUACAUAACAAAACUAUUACAGAAAUGAAUCUGGCUAAUAACAAGAUUGGUGUUUAUGGAGCUCGUUUGACUAAAAUUAUCAUGCAGAAUAAUAAUAAACUGACUAAAAUAGACAUAUCAGGAAAUAAUAUAGGAGAGAAAGGCGGUGUUCAUUCUGCACACAUAAUACAGAACAACAUCUAUCUGAAAGAGUUUAACUUGGCGAAUAAUAGAAUCGGUGAUAAAGGUACCAUAGCUAUUGGGAAAGCUUUAGGAAACAAUGUAACGUUAGAACUACUGGAUAUCAGCUGGAAUCACAUUCAACUACCAGGAGCACUGGCCGUGGCACGUGGUAUGAAGUCCAACGAUCAACUGAAAGUGUUACGAGUGUCAAUGAACGGUUUUGGUAAACUAGGAACUCAAGCCCUGAUAGAACAUAUUCCUCAUAUCAGCUUGACAGAAUUAGAUCUGAGUUCCAACAGAAUUGAUGGAGAUGGUGCCAUGGCUAUUGCUGAUGUAUUAAAGAAACACUCUAAGCUGGAGAUCCUGCAGCUGAACAAUAACACUCUAUCGGUGGAAGGGGUCAAUAAAAUGGUUCAGAUGAUUUCAUCCAACACCAAUUGUCAUAUCAAGCACCUGGGAUUAAAGAAGGUUACAGUUGACGGAGAUUUCAUAACUGCAGCCGAGAACCUGAAAUCUCAGAACAUCAGCGUAGAAUAUUCGCUGGAUUUUUCACAACGAAAGAGUGCGCGUGAACUUACCCGCCACGAGUUGGAAGACUUUGCCGCCAUCUUGGAACAAAAUGGCGUCAGCAUUCGGGAUGUGUUCGAUGAUGUUAUUAGUGCUAAUUCUUUGAUGAGGGUGGAAGAUUUUUUGUAUCUUGUUGAAAUGUCUGAUAGAUGUUCUAACGAAACAGUCAAAGUUAUAAGAAGAAAUACAGUGGAAUCCAAAAAUCAUAGAUUUAUUCUCAAGAAUUUAUUAUCCAUUGAAGAGGAAUUGAAAGCAGCAGAUGAAAUUUGUACAUCGAAUCGAAAACCGGAAGAGGACGUUUCAGACGUGUCGUCAGGGAGGUCGUCUGUACCGGACAUGACACUAGACAACAAUCAGGAACGACUAUGGACGCCGUCAGUGAAAACGAGAAAGAAAAGUAAAAAGUCUAAAUCGAAGCGAAAGUGAAAGUACUAUCAUAGACUGAAGCGGAUUAUAGACUCGCAUAAUGACUAUAAAAUCAUCUUGAGAUCAUCACUGCUUUCAGUUAGAUCCAGAUAAUCGUAAGUAGGCUACCGCCAAGGAUUAUUCCAGCCUUCAAUAUAUCAGAUUGCUUUACCUUGUCAAAUCAUGAUUUGAAAUAUAUAAAGUAAAAAAACACAUUUGAAGU